AUGGCGUUCACUGAGUUACUGUCUACACUUCCUUGUGUUAUACUUUUUGAUCUGCUACAAGGAAGUGAGGGAGCAUACAGAUAUUACUAUAGGUACUAUUCCUACUACUACUACGACUAUGCCUAUUUAUCGGGUGGAGUCAUUGCUGGUAUCGUCAGCGGCAUCGUCUUUUUCAUCGUGUUUAUCAUCGUAAUAGUGGUCUGCUGCUGUCGUGCAGCACAACAGAGGACAAGAAUGCCGGGUGUCAUCUACAGCAAUGGAAUGAACCAACAAACAGUGAUAACGACAGCAAACAGUGCCCCUGGAUUAUACCCCACUCAGCCCUACCCUGUCGCUGGUCAAUAUAAUAUGGGAAUGCAGUACGGGACCCCAGGACAGCAGUUUGGAGUUCCUGGUCAGCAGACUUUUUACCCUCCACAAGGACAGCAAUAUACAGAUCCUGCACCAUCAUACGAAUCCGUCACGGAACAGAAAACUACCGCUCCGCCUUAUCCAACUUAAGAAUCCAGGCGUUUUUUCCGAAUAUAUUUUUCCUUGAUUUUUGCCAAAAAUGAUGGACAAAACAACUUUUUAAUUAUCUUUUAAAACAUAUGGAGUAAUUCCCGGUUGUUUUUUAUGUCUUACAUAAUCCUGACUCAGACUAGGUCAAAUUACUUCUGAAAAUCUUUUAUUUUGGUUCAAAAGACGUUUUGACAAAUUUGAAAGUAAAGGGGUAUACUAGAUUCAAUGAUAAAAAAUUCCUACAUGAAGUAUAUACAGAAUAUAACUGGAAAAUAUAUGAGGAAAACAUCGUUUAAUUAAUGUCCAUAUUUUACUUAAAUUGCAUUAUCAUGUAUUGAACAUAACUUAUCAUCGAACGAAUAUCGGUAUGCUAGUAUACAUACUAUAAAUUUUGAUUACAUGUAUGUCAAUUAUGGAGAAAGGUAUUCAGAACAAAGAUUGAUUUAUGAUAUGUUACAUAACUGCUGAUGAUAUUUAUUUUUAUCAGAAACUUUCAUUUUACUGUUGAAGUUGCUUUCUGUGAAUAUUAUUGUGUUUUAAAUUCUUUCUUGGCUUACCAUAAAAAAUAUUUUGAAUACCUGAAAGUCCUACCUAUUGUUGUAUUCAUCAUUUGUUUAUAAAUAAAUCACACUAUUAAGAAA
Molecule: messenger RNA, 1142 nt
Organism: Saccostrea echinata
Lineage: Eukaryota; Metazoa; Mollusca; Bivalvia; Ostreida; Ostreidae
Product: cysteine and tyrosine-rich protein 1-like
Exons: 4
Coding region: 1-501 (166 amino acids)
Source: RefSeq, a predicted model, not a curated record